Lingula anatina is the source of this 1504-nucleotide messenger RNA. RefSeq lists its product as uncharacterized. Gene Ontology annotation, molecular function: lipid binding. Gene Ontology annotation, biological process: lipoprotein metabolic process; lipid transport. Gene Ontology annotation, cellular component: extracellular region; membrane. The record is from RefSeq and is a predicted model, not a curated record. NCBI's taxonomy places the organism in Eukaryota, Metazoa, Brachiopoda, Lingulata, Lingulida, Lingulidae.
UAAAAUAAAUGAUCAGAGAUGGGUCUUGGGCAUUCUUCAGGAUUUACUGUAGAAAUCGAAAAUCAGACGCCACACGAAUUGCAUUUACGCGACUCUGAUGCAAUAGACCAAACAACAGGUGUGCUAACUAAAGUUGCUGCUUCUGUACAGCCAAGCACUAUAGCCCAACAAGCGAUAGAAGGUCAUGGUUAUGAACAUGCAAGCCGCGGAGCACAUGUGGAAAAUAUUCAAUAUGCCGUUCAGCCGUACCAAAGCAAAACAUCGGAUAACAUAUCGAUACAGAUCGAGAGUCAAAGCACUGCUGUGCAGAGUGUUUCACAUGAUGAUCAUACCGAUUGGGUUUUUCGCCUAGAAUUAUGUGCCGCCUUUUACAAGAAAGAUGCAUUCUAUGUCAUGGAAAUAAUUAGCCCUGCCGGUGAAAUUUGUGCAAGAGAAGUGUUUAGAAAGGAUAAUGCUUUGAAACACCGUCGUAAAAAAGACAAAAAUUGUACCGUGGAUCCAAAACCAGCCAGCGGUGACUGUCCCUUCGCAGUAGAGAUGAUAGUUAAUCGGAAUCCUCGUAGAAACUCUGGUUGGUGGAACGUACGUUUCAUUGUAAGAGAACGCACGAUGUAAGUGUAUUGUAAAGUCAGCUUGCUUCGUAGAAAGACUACAAUUUGCGUUCAGUGUAUGGAAAGCGUGCAGGACAGCUACAGUACGUGAACUAAAGGACAUCGCCAACGAUUUGCACCUUCAUCAUCAAAACAUUAGUAUCGCCAGAAUCAUGGGUCAUUCCACUUCAAUAUUUGCCGCAGUGCUUGGCGCUGCAGGGACUGCCGCUUCUAUUUUAACAGCGGGCAAGCUUACGGUUUUACUAGCAGUCAGUGCAGCACUCGGAGCGAGUGGCAAGAUAACAGUAAGUGGCAGCACCAUCGCACACUCUGUUCUCUCAGCAUCAGCACAAGCGGAGGCUAAUGAGGUCUUACAAAAAGACCACAGUGCAUUACGUGACAUAUUGGUACUGCUUGAGACUUUGAAACACAUAAGCAAACAGGAUGUAAUGGAAAUCAAACAACAUUUUGAGGUACGAAACACUGCAAACAUCCCCGAAAAAUGUAUCAUAUUAUCUACCAUGCACCAUACUGGUAAAAUUGGCUUCAUUGUGGGUUCUAAAAUUUUGUAUAAACCAAUCAUGUCAGCACGGAAACUGGUCGAGGAACUAAAUGCAAUGGACACAGGACCCCGGUUGGCCACACCAGGAAACGAAAACUUGCCGCAGCUUUUAUUAGAGGCGAUGGGUAUCAAGGUUCCAAGAUACGUUUUAGAUUCUGCCAGUGGAACAAUUCCACUGGUGUUUUUGCCUCAUGAUAUCUGGGGCCUUGUUGAGGCAGCUGCCAUAGUGGCUAGUGACAGGGGGACUGAGAUAACAGAGUUAUUGCAAAGCACCGCAGAAGCUCUAGAGAAGGAAAUACCAAGCCAACAAGAUUUUGAUAUCCUAGUUAACAAGUUUAUAAGCAAUAUUUAA